Branchiostoma belcheri (Belcher's lancelet) is the source of this 1221-nucleotide messenger RNA. Its product is annotated as probable G-protein coupled receptor 157. The record is from RefSeq and is a predicted model, not a curated record. NCBI's taxonomy places the organism in Eukaryota, Metazoa, Chordata, Leptocardii, Amphioxiformes, Branchiostomatidae. Gene Ontology annotation, molecular function: G protein-coupled receptor activity; cAMP binding. Bases 126 to 1196 code for a protein of 356 amino acids. Gene Ontology annotation, biological process: adenylate cyclase-activating G protein-coupled receptor signaling pathway; cell surface receptor signaling pathway. Gene Ontology annotation, cellular component: plasma membrane. The transcript has 4 exons.
CGGAAGCGUCCUGGGUUCGAGAUCGCAAGCAACUUUUUGCAACGUUUGCAAGGCGGAAGUUGAUUCCAACAGGUUAGAAUGAAGGAUUAAUGUAAUACAAAAGAGACAAAGUUGGGAAAUUCACAAUGGAGCUAGAGCUACAGACCACUGCUGGUGACAUUCAUGUGACCCCUGCUGUAAUCAUCCCACGACUUCCCUUCUGGAUCAAGGUCACAACCUUGACCUCGUGUGCCCUCUCCAUCCUGGGGUCAGCUUUGAUCAUCGUGACCUUCUUCGCAUGGAAGGACAUCCGCACCACUUCCCGCCGCCUUCUCGUCUUUCUCUCCCUCACAGACUUCUGGACAGCCAUCGCGCUUUUCUACGGCGUGUACACCGAUUUUGUGGACAGCUCGGUUGACUGUAUUGCACAAAGCAUUGUCAGCACCUUCAUGGGCACCAGCUCAUUCUUCUGGACCGUUUCCAUAGCGAUCUAUUUGUACAUAACCAUCGUGAAGACUGACACUCAGCUGGCAGGAAGCCUGACCAAGUAUUUCCAUGUGGUGAGUUGGGGUGUCCCCCUAGCGGUGGUCGCAUGUGCUGCAGGGCUGCAGAAGUUAGGAUAUGACAGGUCAGAGGUGUCAGUUGGCUGGUGCUGGGUGAAGCUGACCACACCCGACAUUGCUGACAACCUGCUAUGGAUGCUGCUGACAGGAAAACUGUGGGAAAUCCUGGCUUACUUCAUCCUCCCUGCACUGUAUAUUGCCAUGAAGAGGCAUAUCUAUGCACAGGGUCGCGCACAGGACUGCUACCGUUUCCAGCGCAGCGCGGUGGCCGCCAUGGUGAAGGUGGACCGUAAGCUGACGUUCAUCCCGCUGGUGUUCGUGCUGCUCCGGCUGUGGAGCACGGUACGCUUCGUCCUGACGUUGACGGGCUCUUCUGCCGUCAACAACCCUGUGCUGCUCGUUCUACAUGGCAUUGGAAACACCUUUCAGGGUGGGGCCAACUGUAUCCUGUUCUGCCUCUGCACAGAGAAGAUUCGAAACAAGCUGCUACCCAGAAUGCCAUGUGGAUCUUGCAGUUCCUGCUGCAGCUGCCAGGGGGCUGCUUGCUGCUCUUUCCUGAGGCUGAAGCUGCAGGGACCCAAAUAUGUCCUUCAGAUAGAGGCCAAUGGAUGUGUGGACAGAGAGGAUGAGCCACUUCUCUCUGAGAACCUCUAGUUUCUGAAAGCCAUGUGUGUGCAUC